AUGCCUGCUUUAAUUACUGCAAUUAGAGCUGACUCAAUUUCACGGUAUGUUGGCUUAGCUGGUAUAGCUUGGGUAGAUAUUUUUAUAUUUUGUAAAGUUUUUUUUAAUUUAACUUAUUUAUACUUAAUAAAAAUGAUUGGAGAAUAUACUUGUGAAUAUUUACAUAAUACAGGAAAGCCUUGUGGUCGUCCUUGUAUGAGGCCAGAAGGUUGUCACAUUUAUUGGAAGACAAAAUCACGUUUUCCUUGUGCUGUAUGUGGUAAACCUACAGGUUCAUCUAGUGGUCGAUGUCAAUCUCAUAUUGGAAGUUAUUAUCAAAAUCGGUAUGAAAAAAGGCUUUGUCAAAGAAUCAAAGCAAUCUCAGUUUUAUCUGAGUCUGAACCUAGUUCGAUCCAAGUUUGA
Molecule: messenger RNA, 402 nt
Organism: Rhizophagus irregularis DAOM 181602=DAOM 197198
Lineage: Eukaryota; Fungi; Glomeromycota; Glomeromycetes; Glomerales; Glomeraceae
Source: RefSeq, a predicted model, not a curated record